CUUUCAUUUGGUUCAGUGCAUAAGUGCUCUCAAAAUCAGGUGUGUUCUUCUGUUUAGGUGACGAGAAAAACUUUCGGAUCACGAUGGGAACUUCCUCCAGCACUCCGAGGACGGUCACCGUGGACAAUGAUUCCCCGGCCGGAGUCAUCGACAUCUCCGACGACGUUGUCCAGCGGCUGAAGACGGGAUUGCCACCGAAGGAAGGAACCCGUCAGCAAAGUGCCCCUCGCCCUGCCGCCGAUGGCACCGGUCCAAGUUCGUAUCCCAACCCGUUGCCUCCGCCACCGGCCGGCUAUGAGGAGCCCUCGUUGACCUCGAUGCAAGUUCGCCGGGAGAAGGAACAAGAGCUGCGGGCAAACGACAUCUACUGGACGAAGCGCCUGCAGACCCUGGAAGCGAACCUCCAGAAAACCAAUCAGAUUAUGGAGAAGGAAUAUAAUGAUGCGAUCGUUGAUGUUAAGAAGCGCUUCGAGAGCACUGCCGUAGCCCAUCAGCUGCCACCGUGCCAGGACCUAAAGGCAAAGGUGGUCGAAUGCUACAAGAAGAAUCAGCACGAAACGCUGAACUGUUCCGCAGAUGUUAGGGCGUUCACAGACUGCGUCAAUCUACACCGUAUUCAAGUACUGAAGGAAAAGGCAUCCGUCGAAAAACCAGCAGAAGCAAAAUAAUCGAAAGAAAAUGUGCUGAUGCUUAAACUUAUCACUAGAGAGGUAAUUUGUGUUCUUUAGUUUGUACAUAAAAAAGAGAUAAAUUAUCGAGAAAUGGUUACACCAAGCAAGCAGCAAGCUUUACUCACCAAUGUUUCUGAUACAGAUAAGAUCUUAACAGAUAGAAGCUUAAAAGACGAUUUAAA
Molecule: messenger RNA, 853 nt
Organism: Aedes aegypti (yellow fever mosquito)
Lineage: Eukaryota; Metazoa; Arthropoda; Insecta; Diptera; Culicidae
Gene: Chchd3
Product: MICOS complex subunit Mic19
Exons: 3
Coding region: 84-668 (194 amino acids)
Biological process (GO): inner mitochondrial membrane organization
Cellular component (GO): MICOS complex
Source: RefSeq, a predicted model, not a curated record